Pseudoliparis swirei is the source of this 1212-nucleotide messenger RNA. RefSeq names its product solute carrier family 30 member 2 (gene slc30a2). The record is from RefSeq and is a predicted model, not a curated record. Gene Ontology annotation, cellular component: plasma membrane. Bases 1 to 1212 code for a protein of 403 amino acids. Gene Ontology annotation, molecular function: zinc ion transmembrane transporter activity. NCBI's taxonomy places the organism in Eukaryota, Metazoa, Chordata, Actinopteri, Perciformes, Liparidae. The transcript has 8 exons. Gene Ontology annotation, biological process: response to zinc ion; zinc ion transmembrane transport.
AUGGAUCAUAACGCUGCAAAUUCGGAGAAAUCUCAACUGAUGCACGAGAAGAAUGCAAAAAUGUAUUCUCUCAAACUACAAAGCUCCUUCCCAGAGACCAAAGAGCAAGACCCCGACUUCCCCUCGAAGAACGGCGGCGUGGCCGGCGGCGCCAUCGAGCUGAAGCGGCCCGCCGGUGCCCACUGCCACGGCGCCAAAGCCGCGGGGCGCGAGGAUGGCGGCGCCGCCCGGCUGCUGGCCAGGAAGAAGCUCUACAUCGCGUCGGCCGUCUGCCUCGUCUUCAUGAUUGGAGAGGUCAUAGGGGGCUACCUGGCCCACAGCCUGGCCAUCAUGACCGAUGCGGCCCACCUCCUGACGGACUUUGCCAGCAUGAUGGUGAGCCUGUUCUCCCUGUGGAUCUCCUCCAGACCGCCCACCAAAACCAUGAACUUCGGUUGGCACCGAUCAGAGAUCCUCGGGGCCUUCAUCUCCGUCAUCUCCAUCUGGAUCGUUACGGGCGCUCUGGUCUAUUUGGCCAUCGACAGGAUCGUACGCGACGACUACGAGAUCAACGGCCACGUCAUGUUGAUCACCUCCGGCUGCGCCGUCAUCGUCAACAUAGUCAUGGCCUACAUCCUCCAUCACUCCACCACCUUCCACGCCCACGGCGGCGGCUACCACCAGAUCGACGAGGGCGGCCACAGCCCCGCCGCCGCCCACGGCCACUCCCACGCGCUCCUCGGCGGCCACGGCAACACCAGCGUCCGCGCCGCCUUCAUCCACGUGGUCGGAGACCUGCUGCAGAGCGUCGGCGUCAUGGUGGCGGCCAUCAUCAUCUUCUUUCGGCCCGAGUACAAAGUGGCGGACCCCAUCUGCACCUUCCUGUUCUCCGUCUUCGUCCUCUGCACCACCGUCACCAUCCUCAGCGACGUCUUCAGGAUCCUCAUGGAGGGCGCUCCUAAAGGAGUCGACUUCAACUCCGUGAAGGAGGUGCUGCUCUCGGUGAAGGCCGUGAAGUCGAUGCACGCGCUGCACCUCUGGGCUCUGACCCUGGGCCAGGUGCUGGUGUCCGUCCACGUUGCCAUAGAGGAGGGCGCCGACGCUCAGCUGGUGCUGCGGGACGCCACCGACCUGCUGCACGCCAAGUUCGGCUUCCACAGCAUCACCAUCCAGGUGGAGCUGCACUCUGAAGACAUGAGCCACUGCUCCCAGUGCCAGGACCCCAGUGACUGA